AUGACCAUGGACUUCUCAGAAAAAGAAGUGGAAUAUGUUUUCGAAGCUAUGGAGAAACGACCCAUUACGUAUCAUACCAUUUCAAGAGAUCUCAAGCUAUCGAUGAAUAAGAGCAAACAUCUACUUGCACAAUGUUACCAAACCAAUAAGAAAAGAGUGUGUGCAUGCUUUAUUGCCACGGGAACACGAGGAGAAUCAAUAGUUAUCCACAGAUUCGAGACAGAAAAUGAUUUGAACGAAAACUUGACAUUGACUUUUGACAAGGUUCACACUAUACAAAUCUACAGCUUGCAAUUGGAGCAGAACAACAUAAGCCCCGUGGAAACAGCACUGGAGGAACUUCGCAACCCAACGAAUUUAAGCAAAGUAGCAACUUAUCACGAACUCGGCCUCAUCAAAGGGCCAGUUCUCUCAAAAAGUGCUAGGGUAAUACUGCCACUGACAGUGAAACCUGAGGCCAAGGCUGUCAAUGUCCCCAAACCUCCGCAAUCUAAAACCACUAUUGAAAGCGGUACAAAUAAAAGGAGCGGACCGGUGUAUCAGUCAAGGAAGACGCCUGUGAAGCCUCCUUCCGGUAACGUUCUAAGAAAGGAGAUGAGAACAAACGCAGCUAUUAAGCGAGCAGCAGAAUCUAAGCCAGCAUAUCAGUAUAAAUCCAGAAAAUUGGAGCAGACGGAACCCAAAGAAAGAGUUGUAGUGGCGGAUCACGAAGAAGUUGAACCAGAGAGCGAUGUGGGACUGAAAUCUGCUGGCCCCAUGGUGGCUGACAACUCCAAACUAGAGUCGCUCUUCCUCGAUGAUGAUUUCACAGAUGAUGAAAGUGAUCUAAAAACUAACGAGCUUCCUGUGGAGGAAGAAAGUCAGCCAAUAGCAGUGGUUAAUGAUGAUCCAGAGUCACAAGACGCCGAGCCUAUUAGCGCGCCUACGGUACCAGAAGACUCUAUUUUCAGAUCUUUUACGUCUAAUUCUACUGGUAGAUCCUCUGCUACGCCUGAACCCUUUAAUGUCACUCCUAAAGAAACCACAGUUGACAAUGACGGAUACUUUACACUGUAUAAGCAAACAGAGACAGCGCAGCCUAAAAAGAGUGCCCCUAAGUUGAACAAACUUGAAGCAGUUAAGACUAACAAAAGUGCAAAAAACGAUGGGAAGAAAAAACAAGCGUCACUCAUGAGCUUUUUCGGCAAAAGGUAG
Molecule: messenger RNA, 1194 nt
Organism: Australozyma saopauloensis
Lineage: Eukaryota; Fungi; Ascomycota; Pichiomycetes; Serinales; Metschnikowiaceae
Gene: POL32
Product: DNA polymerase delta subunit
Exons: 1
Coding region: 1-1194 (397 amino acids)
Source: RefSeq, a predicted model, not a curated record